Messenger RNA from Austrofundulus limnaeus, 2945 nucleotides. RefSeq names its product rhodopsin kinase. The record is from RefSeq and is a predicted model, not a curated record. Gene Ontology annotation, molecular function: ATP binding; rhodopsin kinase activity. Gene Ontology annotation, biological process: signal transduction; regulation of signal transduction; protein phosphorylation. Gene Ontology annotation, cellular component: cytoplasm. Bases 674 to 2359 code for a protein of 561 amino acids. Lineage: Eukaryota; Metazoa; Chordata; Actinopteri; Cyprinodontiformes; Rivulidae. The transcript is spliced from 7 exons.
CAUCAUUUGAGACAAUCAUUUAUUGCAGGUUAUGCAGUUUUUUUGUGCCUCCUGCACAGGCUGUUAUCACAAUGAMGAUAAAUUAGCAUUAUAUUGUGCAGUCCUCAAAUCCACUAAUAAAGACUCUUUAAAAAGAGGUGCAGUAUUUAUUUUGACCAWCCCCCAUGUGUCAGGUUUUAAAUCAGUACAAAAUUUGUUUCAUCGUUUUCCUUGAACUGYGGUGUAACAUUCUAGAUUGUUCUUAGAUCAUAUAUCUUUUUAAAAUGAUUUUUAAACACUUAUUUUGCUUAACUGCUGGGUGACUUGAUAGUAACACUCCAGGAUAUGAGACUGUACUGCUCGCACACUUUGUCUGGGGCAUCUGGGUGUUAAUGGAUUACUGAAAGGUGUUGACUCAGGUAUGUGUGUGCCUAGCUUUGUGUGUGUGUGUGUUUGUGUGUGUGUGUGAGGGUGGUAUGAUCCGCAAAGUAUGCUCCACUCUGGUUCUGACACCAGUCUUAAGUUUCAGUGUGUCUUCUCUGCUCUCCAUAUCACUCCUAUGUGAUUUCUGCUUUGUUUCCUCACUCUUGCUUUCUCCUUUUCAACCCCUGCACACCAGUUUGCAUCAUUUAUCAUCCUCAGCUCUCCUUUCUUUGCAAUGUUUUUCCUCUCUUAACAUUAACCCACCCUCAGCAUGGAUAUCGGAGGACUGACCACUGUGGUUGCAAACUCUGCGUACAUCAACGCCCGUGGAAGCAUUGAUGGCUCCAAUGCUGCAGCAGCUCGGGAUAAGAAGUACCAAUCUCGACUCAAACUGCCCCAUAUCACUGUCUGUGAGGGCCUGAGGGACACUCUGGAUUUGGCCUUUGACUCUGUCUGCGUGCAACAGCCGAUUGGCAAACGACUAUUUAGGGAGUUUUUGGAGGCAAAUCAGGACUAUCAUGGUGCUUGUCGUUUGUGGAAAGACAUUGAGGACUAUGAUCUGGCAGAGGACUCUGAACAAGGAAAGAAAGCCUCCAAGAUUGUUCAGCGGUACAUGGACCCAUCUGCCAAACACUUCUGCCCUUACCUACCUGAGGACAUCAUAGCCAAGGUGAAGGAAAGUCUGGAGUCUGUGGGGGAUGAUUUGUUUGCUGCAGCGUUGAAAAAAACGCUGGACUACCUUCGAGAGGCCCCAUAUGUUUUCUUUCUGGAGAGCAUGUACCUGAAGAGGUUCCUGCAGUGGAAGUGGCUGGAGAUGCAGCCCAUGGAUGCAGACUGGUUCCUGGACUUCCGUGUGCUUGGUAAAGGUGGGUUUGGGGAGGUGUCAGCCUGUCAGAUGAAAGCCACUGGAAAACUUUACGCCUGUAAGAAACUCAACAAGAAGAGGCUGAAGAAGAGGAAAGGCUAUGAGGGGGCCAUGGUAGAGAAGAGGAUUCUUGAGAAGGUCCAUAGUCGCUUCAUUGUCUCAUUGGCAUAUGCUUUCCAGACAAAGGAAGAGCUUUGUUUGGUCAUGACCAUCAUGAAUGGAGGGGACCUCAAGUAUCAUAUUUACCUGGUGGAUGAAAACAACCCGGGGUUUGAGGAGUCCAGAGCCUGUUUUUACAUUGCUCAGAUCAUCCAAGGCUUAGAGCAUCUUCACCAGAAAAGAAUCAUCUACCGUGAUCUCAAGCCAGAAAACGUGCUGCUGGAUAACGAUGGCAAUGUUCGAAUAUCUGAUUUGGGUUUAGCUGUGGAGCUAAAAGAAGGCAAAACAAUGACCAAAGGCUAUGCUGGAACACCAGGGUACAUGGCUCCAGAGAUGCUGAAAGGAGAUAAAUACGACUCUUCAGUGGACUACUUCACCUURGGGGUGACUUUGUAUGAGUUCAUCGCUGCCAAGAAUCCUUUUAGAAACAGAGGGGAGAAGGUUGAACGUGAAGAGAUGAAGGAGCGCAUGUUGACCCGCGUGGUGACCUAUCCGGAUAACUUCAGCGAGCACGCCAAGUCGCUGUGUGACGGGCUACUGGCCAAAGACGUGGAUAAGAGGAUGGGUUUCAAAAACGAAUGCUGUGAUGAAAUCAGAGCGCAUCCGUUUUUCAASAGYAUUAACUGGAGAAAACUGAAUGCAGGUAUUCUACCUCCUCCUUUUGUCCCUGACCCUAAAGUGGUUUAUGCUAAAAGUCUGGAUGACGUUGGGGCUUUCUCCUCGGUGAGGGGCGUAGCCCUGGAGGAUUCCGAUAAAACCUUUUUUGAUGAGUUCUCCACUGGUAACAUCCCAAUCCCUUGGCAAGAGGAGAUGAUUGAGAUGGGCAUUUAUGGUGAGCUCACACUUUGGGGCCCCGAAGGCACCAUUCCAAACGAUCUCCGCAGGGAGUCCAUCCUAGAGCAGCCCAAGUCCUCAACGUGCUGUAUAUCAUAACAACACAGAAAUUUGAAUCACUUGUAAUCCCUUAGAAUAUGCAUUUUAUAAAACUCAAAUCCUCGGGAAGGACACGAGUCUCCUCUGAACUUUCUGAUUGCAGAAUGAAACAGUUUGAGACUUUUUAAGGACAAGAAAAAGAAGAAAAAUAAAUAUGGAUUUCAGAACAGUCUUAGCUGUUAAAAAUGACAAUUUAUACAUUUUUUUCCCCGUCUUCAGUUUGCUCAGCCACCUCUUCCUAACAGAGCUUUAUAGUAUCUGGUGCAGUCACUGAAUUGCUUACAGUAUUUGUCUCCGCUCUUUUCAAUGGAUAGUAUUUUUUUUUCAACAAAAUAAAAAGCUAAAAACUAUCAUGGGCUAAGACCAACAAAUCCAAUGUUUCAAGCUUGUAGAGAAACAAUUUUAAGGGUUAUUUGAUUGAUGACUUCUGACUCUUUUUUUGAAUUCUGUAUUUGAGAUGAGGCAAAUAAAAACAAGAGACUGGUGUUACAGCAAUUUAUUUCUAGAAAAAAAUGUAACAAAURUAUCAAAAGUAACAAAUAUUUGGAAUUGCCAUGUCAAAUAAAGUAGCUUAUUCUUAUAACAA